AUGGACCUGCAUGCAUACAGGAUUGAUGACGAAUUUUCUUUGGUUGCUAUCUUCCCCCGUGUUUAUUUCACCGUUGAAAACCUGGAUAGUUUCAUAGUUGAAAAGUUUAAAGAGCCAUCUCUUUUGAUGACGGUCGUGGAAUUGCUGCAUGUUUUGGAUAGCUUAGCGGUUGUCGAUAUUAAAAAGGUUUGGGAAACCAGCCUGCUUGAUACUUUGAAGAGGGUUACCACGCAGGUACCGCUGAGGUCUAGAGUGUAUACUUAUAACGAUUUUGAGGCUCAUAAUUCUGUAGAGUCGAAAGUAAAAUUGGUUGCUCAACAACUCGAGCAUGUUUUGCAUGAGGAUGCGGAUGAGCAAUGUGAAUCCUACCGAUGCUGUUCUCUCUUGGAAUCACCCACUCUGUUAGACACUAUAACAGCAAUUACAUCUGCAGUUCUUCUUGGAUUGCACAACACUGACAUUUUGCCUGAUGUGAUAGCGGGUCUUUCCAUUCAUUGUGCUCUCAAUUCUCGCCUUUUAAUUGAACGCCUUGUUCUUAAUUUUCCGGAGAAGUGGUACGACAUUUACGAAUGUCUUCUGGGACGUAUUUCAAUUCUUAAAGGCAAUUCUGACCAUAAGGGAAGUGCUCGCUGUCUAGCAGUGUUGCAUCACCUGUCCACUUUCGUUCCUGAUAUGAAUGGACUUUUGAAUAAAUGCAUCCAACUUCGACAGUUGCCAAGUUUGGUUAUACAGUUGGCAAUAAAACAGUCCAACACUGGUGAAAACUUUUCUUUAAUUAAUUUUUUUAAACGAGUUUUACUUGACCAAGGUCGAAAAACCCAAUCAUGGUUUGGUGAAUACCUAAAAUCCGCUUGGGAGACGAAUCCCACACUUAUUGCUGAUGUAAACGAGAAGAUUUUGUCGGCUAUUUCAGGGAUUUUAGAUGAUUCGAAGGCUGUCCUACCCAAAGAGCAAUUGCUCCCUGCAUUAGAAUUUUUGCGAACGAUCGCAGCUUUGUGUGGCCAUACUGGCUUCGUGCUUUCAUCAAAGCUGCGUUCUUUCGUUCUGCACCUGAUUACUCAUCCUACAGGCAGAAGCGAAAAGGCUGUUAACUUCAUAUGCUUUUGCUUGGCUUUCAUAAUUGGGCUCCGAUCUUGUUUAUUCGAUAAUUCUGUCGGUCUUAAUGAGGCCAGCAGUGGGGAAACGGAGGAGCAGCUUGUUGUCUGGCUUCGGCGUCUGAUAUCUCGUCAGGAUAUUUUCCACACAUCUUUGCGUCAAUCGUCUUCCUACUCUGAGGUUCUUCUUCUAUUUGGACUACUCUUUAACGAUAGCCACCCAACCACCAUUCGCGACAUCAUCGUCAACACUCUUGACAUCGAUGCUCCCUGCUUUGUGCGCAACAUCUCCGCUUCUCGGAAGCUCUUUGCCCAGAAAGUCUUCACGUGUCAGUCUAUAGCUGCACAGGCUGCCCAUGUCCCUGUCACCGCCUGUUUGAACGCUCACAUAACCGGUAAUCUCCCCAUUCACUGCGUUUUUCAACUUUUGAAGAACCAUGCUUUCAAUAAAAAUAGAGUCCAGAUUAAAGGCUGGAUAUACCGUCAGAUUUGCGCGAGUGUUCGUCCAUUGCACCCGCUGAUGCUUGAACUCCUGGAGAUUUACGUCACCAAUGCAUUGACACAGACGGUCGGCCUGGCCAGCAGUCAGAUGAUAGGUGCGUGCGGCGGCUGCGUGCCUUUCACGGAGGCUGAGCUGUUCGUCCAGUUCUCCGAUCCCGCCUUUGGACCCGAUGCCCGCAUGUGCGCACCUGGCGCCACCGGUUUUGUCACCGACCUUGCCAUUGAUUCUGUUGCUGACGCUGUUCAAAUGGAUCUGACGCCUCAACUCCUUUUUCUCUAUUACAUGCUUUAUAUCUACGAUCAGGAGUUGAGCUCCCGGAGCACAGAUAAUCGGGGAAACCAGCGGUCUCAAGCAAAGGCAUCGCUGUCGCAGUUUUCGGACAAGCUUUGGGACGCUAUUCCGAUCACCUAUCUGCUACAAUAUGCACGCUCCAACCUCAGUUCUUAUCGCCAGCUUUAUCCUCGGCUACUGCAGUUGGUGACGGAGCACAGGCCUCAUCUAACGGUAGGAGAGCUGACCAUUCAGGAUGAAUUACUCCUCGAUCCCCUCUGGAAGUCUGCCUCGAGUUUCCAGUCCUUCAAUAGUUUCUGCGCUGCGGGACAUUUUGCUACGCCCACCAAGGCACCAUUACCGAAUGAACUUCUUUCAGGUCAGUUGUCCAUAAAGGUUGUUAUCAAAAUCAUGUUGGCUGUUCUUGUCGUUCAGCAUCAGGUACGUCACUCUGAAGGCAGACUAGUCGCAUCGAAAGAAACACUCCUCUGUCCUACGCAUUUUGCAGACAGAAUCCUCUUCUUUGCAGUCCUCGACCAAAUCCUGACACCAGGUGCCUCUCUGGACAGUCUCAAGUCUGCCGCAGCCGCGUGUAUUCGUGCAGUGAAUGCGCUCGUUGAAACGGUGAAUAGGCAGAGGGGUUUCUCGCGUCUGCGCCACCUACUGCCUUACGCGGAGGCUAUCGGUUGCCGUCUGCCUCGCAUUUUACUUGAGACUGCUGCACUAUCGGGUAAUCGGCGCUUCACCUCUGCUGUCUGUUUCCUCUGGCGCAGUCUCCAUUGCCUCAUGCCUCGCAGACUCGAAGUGUUAACGGUUAAAGCCUUAUCUUCCAAAAAGGAGACAUAUUCGAGGCUGACUCAUCAUGACCUUCUGAAAGAUCCCGUGGAAAACAUUGUCAUGGCCGUGGAUCAGAGAGUCUACAGAUGUCCACCAGUGCUCACUCUACUAAUUCGCAUAAUCGACUGCAAUCUGAGGGCCUCGCGCGCAUUCUGGUGGCACCGAGUUAUCAGUCGCCACUUCAUCGGACUGACGAGUACCAUCGCAUCUGAGAAGCGGGAAACUCUUACUACUGCUAGCGCAACCCCUCUUCCUCUCGUCCCCAUCACAGGGGAUAUGGAGAUGCAGGGAUUUGCGCGGGGAAGGCGAACCGGAGGGAAUGGCAGAUCUACUCUGGAACCCGCUUCUGGUAGCGGUAUUAUUGGGGAGAGCAGUGCUGCGUCGUCUUCUCAACCAAAUGCUCUGGAACCACUGGCCUCUGAUGAUUUGUGUGAUCGCUUAAGAACGACUCUUGUCACCUGCCAGGAUGCCACAGUUGUGCAGCUCCUGCUGGAAUUCUGUCUGCCCACUGCUGAGGAAAAGCGUUUGAAUUCCGAGGUCACGGAUUUACGUGAAGUUCAAAAUAUAAUUUGUGCUUUCAUCCACUUUCUCUUCAUCGGUGAUCCAAAUUUGGCGAAGGUUGUCUUUUGGCAGACUUACCCGAGAUCAUUAAAUCCGCUAGCGACCCGGGCCAUACCGUCCAUUCAAGUCUGCGCGGACACUGUACUGGAGGUUUUUGUAAAGAGCGGAAGUCUGGAAGAUGUAGUCUUCUGUCUGGACUUUGUCUCCCAUCUCGCUUUGCAUUGCACCUUUACUUCAAUGCUCAAUCUUGCCACGUAUGCCGUUGAGGUUAUGCAUUUCAUAUUUACUCAUCUGGCCAGCUUGGAGGAGAUGGCAUCCCUUUUGAUAGCUUGUGGGCCAGCUUUUUGUCGCCUGGGGUCCGCCUUUCCAAGCAUUGGCCAUCGCCUGGCUGCUAUCCUCCUCAGUGCCAUGGCAGCUCUGGCCGAGGCUGUCACCUUGGCCGGUGGAUCGAGACAUCGCGACAUCCUAGUGAGACGCAUUGUCACUCUCAAAUCGGUCGUCCUUUCCGAUCUCAAUGAUGCAUCCCCCAAAAGUUUGGACUUGGUGAAGGGCGACGCGGAUAGCUUGCCGAGGCUGCAUCAUCUGACGAGGACAGAGAAGUGCUUCUUUGCGUGUGUGCAGGCGAUGUUCUGGUUCAAUCAACUUGUGCGCCUCACAACUGCCCAACGGCGCCUCUCCCUUCCACCAAGCAUUGAAGAACUACCCUCUCUCCUGACUUGUCAAUCGUUCUCCUCUUUGUACAGUUCUUAUCAUUCAGAAAAGUAA
Messenger RNA from Echinococcus granulosus, 4029 nucleotides. RefSeq names its product Integrator complex subunit 2. Lineage: Eukaryota; Metazoa; Platyhelminthes; Cestoda; Cyclophyllidea; Taeniidae. Bases 1 to 4029 code for a protein of 1342 amino acids. The record is from RefSeq and is a predicted model, not a curated record. The transcript has 22 exons. Gene Ontology annotation, biological process: snRNA 3'-end processing. Gene Ontology annotation, cellular component: integrator complex.